AUGGCACAUCCCUUAGGAGAGUUUGUGCGGCAAUCACAACCAUAUUCAAAACAACCAGCAAGCCGUCCUGGACAGAGGCCGGUGACGAAGAAGCCACGCCAACCAGUGUCACAACCUGUAGACGCGGAUGACCUGAGACGACGGCUCUACAUCGUCAUUUCGCAGAGGGACGCAGCAAAGGAGCAGCGACGGCAGGCCAGGGCAGAAGAAACGGCCAGGAAAGUCGGAGAAGAAGCUGAAGAAACGAAAGAAACAGAAUCGAGGGCAGCUGAGGGAAGAGGAGAAGGUACCGCGGCAUUACAAAAAGAUGUCAGCAGUAGCGCUCAGAACCCCGAUAUUUCUUUCUUGGAUGUGCCCUGGGUGCCGCCACAGCGUGUUGGCACCAGAUCUAAGAACACUUGGCCGGAGAAACUACCGGAAAGGUCAGACUCAGUCAGCAGACCGAACGAACCAUAUAUUCCCCAGCAGGCUGCAUCGCAGUUCGCCCGGACUGCUUCGGUGCACGUGCCUAGGGAUAAAAGCCGUAUACAUACAUUGUCGCACGAGGCAUUAAGAUUGCAUACGGAGAGCCUGUCCCUGGAUACCAGUAUAGGCCCGGCUGGGCAAGGUCGGGCCCUGCGCAAAGUGCAAAGCGAGAGAGAGAAGCUACGGGAGCGCAAUCAAUUUCAGAACAGUCGAAAACUGGAAGGCUCAAAUGAAGUAGAAGCGGCACGAAGAUCGAAGCAGAGACAUACCAUACCCAAUGAGAACAUAGCCGAUGUCAUAGCGGCAAGGAGCUUCAGCAUGCGACACUCGCUGCAGUGCGAUGAAAGAGAGAGGACCAGGUUCGUGGAGUCGGACGAGAAGAUUCCAGAAGACGAGGUAGUGCCGUUGACCGCAACAAUCAAUCCGAACGAUUACCGUAUGGUCGAUUGGACGCAAAGCGACGAGAUGGAGGAGAAGAGCCGGGGUUUGAGGAGCCCGUUGCUCAAAAAGGCGGACUCGCUAUGGGGACUGAAGGACAGGUUUGGACGACAUGGCCAUGAAAAAGGUACGACGAUGAACCUGACGGAAAGGGUCGAUACGAUCGUACCGAAGCCAGUCAAGUCGGGGAUUUGGACGAAGUUCAGGCGACACAUUGCUGCUGUUCAUGCUUGA
Molecule: messenger RNA, 1137 nt
Organism: Truncatella angustata
Lineage: Eukaryota; Fungi; Ascomycota; Sordariomycetes; Amphisphaeriales; Sporocadaceae
Exons: 1
Coding region: 1-1137 (378 amino acids)
Source: RefSeq, a predicted model, not a curated record